AUGGCGGCCACUGAGUUCCACAAGGUUGCAGUUCUCACUUCCCCUCAAACUCCUGACGCAAAACCGACGUUUGAGGUGAAGAAUGUGCCACGUCCAGUCCCAGGCCCCAAUGAGGUUCUGGUCAGGCUGUCACUGACCAGCCUGUGCGGAUCUGAUCUUGGUAUGGCGCUCGGCCACAUGGGCCCGAUGCGAGACAUUCUUGGCCACGAAGGCGUCGGCCGGAUUGCCUCCCUAGGUUCUAAUGUGUCUUCACUCGACCCUACUGUAAAGGUUGGCCAGAGAGUUGGUGUGGCCUGGUUGAGAGACAUUUGUGGCACUUGCGACAUGUGCGUGGACAUCGUCCAUGAGGGCGAGACUCGAUGUGUCGAAGCUUUGCAUUCUGGAAAGGCGUAUGAUGGGACCUUUGCUGAGUAUACGCUUGUCCCCCUGAGAUAUCUUGCUCGUCUACCUGCCACCUAUGACGAGAUCCUUGAUGAAGAAGUUGCGCCAAUCCUCUGUGGCGGGGUCACAGCGUACAAGGCCAUCAAAGGGUGUGAGCUGACCCCCGGACAAUGGUUAGUCGUUUCUGGCGCGGGCGGUGGCGUUGGAGCUCUGGCUGUUGCCUUCGCGAGUGCCAUGGGCUAUCGUGUGAUUGCCGUUGACGCUGGAGAGUCAAAGGCGGCUUACUGUCUUUCACAGGGCGCAGAGCAUUACGUCGAUGCCAUUGGAAGCGAAGAUGCUGGCCUGAGAGUGAAGUCUCUGACAGGUGGCCGUGGUGCCAAGGCAGUGGUGGUCACAGCUACUGCCGCCGCCGCUUACCAGAAAGCGUUCGACAUGCUUGGCCCAUUUGGCACGCUGAUGUGCGUCUCGAUUCUUCCAGAAGAGGCUCAAGUAAAGUUUCAUCCUUUGAUGUUCAUUGACAACGGCUGGAAGGUGAAAGGUUCUUCAGUGGGCACACGGGCUGAUAUUCUCGAGGCCCUCGAAUUUGUCAAGCGGAGGAAGGUGACGCCGGCUAUUAAGUGGGCGAAAUUGGAGGACUUGGGAAGUCUCAUGGGGCAGAUGAUUGAAAGAAAGUUGGAGGGAAAAUAUGUUAUCAAAUUGUAG
Molecule: messenger RNA, 1083 nt
Organism: Clonostachys rhizophaga
Lineage: Eukaryota; Fungi; Ascomycota; Sordariomycetes; Hypocreales; Bionectriaceae
Source: the annotation of a GenBank genome assembly